This is a messenger RNA of Porites lobata, 318 nucleotides long. NCBI's taxonomy places the organism in Eukaryota, Metazoa, Cnidaria, Anthozoa, Scleractinia, Poritidae. The record is from the annotation of a GenBank genome assembly.
ACUAAUUUUUGUCUUUUGUUUCAUUUUGUUAAAGGUUUUGCUUUAAAGUGUCAUUUCUGUUCAAGUACAAAAUCAUGGGAAGACUGCGAGCGUGUACAUGGUUCAUCCACUAUAGAAUGCUCCGAAAAUGACGCAGUUUGCUACAAGGUUCAUUACUCGACAAAUGACGGAAGCUUCAAUCAGCAUUUAAAGUCAUGUGGACCCGAAAGCUACUGCAAAAAGGAAACAAAUCCUGUUUGUAAAGAACACCUCGGGGCUUCAAACUGUGAUAUUAAUUGCUGUGAUGAGAACUUGUGUAACACAGACAUCACAACAGGG